AUGGCGACUCGUCUGCUUAAAGUUAGUUCCGCAUUGCGGACUUAUUCUAACAAAACCAGUGUCAUAAAGAUACAAAAACAAUGGAGGUCUACAUCAGCAUUUUUAAAAGAGACACUGAUGAAUAUGCCAGCAACAGAAGUUACAACAUUGGAUUGUGGUAUGAGAGUUGCUACUGAAGAUAGUGGUGCUCCAACAGCUACAGUAGGACUGUGGAUUGAUGCAGGCAGUCGCUUUGAAACUGAUGAAAAUAAUGGAGUUGCUCACUUUAUGGAGCACAUGGCUUUCAAGGGAACUACUAAACGUUCACAAACUGAUUUAGAAUUAGAAAUUGAAAACAUGGGUGCACAUUUAAAUGCUUAUACAAGUAGAGAACAAACAGUAUUUUAUGCUAAAUGUCUGUCAGAAGAUGUUCCAAAAGCUGUUGAAAUUUUAAGCGAUAUUAUUCAAAAUUCAAAGCUUGGUGAAAGUGAAAUUGAAAGAGAACGUUGUGUUAUUUUAAGAGAAAUGCAAGAGAUUGAAACAAAUCUCCAAGAAGUUGUUUUUGAUCAUUUACAUGCUAGUGCAUAUCAAGGUACACCAUUAGGAAGGACAAUUCUUGGCCCCACUCAAAAUAUUAAAAGCAUUACACGAAAUGAUCUUGUUGACUAUGUUAAGAAACACUAUGGUCCUCCUAGAUUCAUUUUAGCUGGUGCAGGAGGUGUAAAUCACAAUGCAUUAGUAGAUUUAGCACAGAAACAUUUUGGUCAGAUGAAAGGGCCAUUCUAUGAUGAAAUUCCACCUCUGUUAGAACCAUGUCGUUACACAGGUUGUGAAAUAAGAGUUCGUGAUGAUAAUAUUCCUCUUGCUCAUAUUGCCAUUGCUGUUGAAGGUGCUGGUUGGGCUGAUGCUGAUAAUAUUCCUCUUAUGGUUGCAAACACUCUUAUGGGAGCAUGGGAUCGCAGUCAAGGAGGAGGAGUAAACAAUAUAUGCUUUUUGGCUGAAGCUGCUGCAACUGAUGGAUUAUGCCAUAGUUACCAAAGUUUCAAUACUUGUUAUCAAGACACAGGUCUCUGGGGCAUAUACUUUGUGAGUGAUCCCAUGAUGCUAGAGCAUUUUGUAUAUAAUAUACAACGAGAAUGGAUGAGGUUAUGUACGACAGUUACCGAAAGAGAAGUAGAACGCGCAAAAACAGCUCUUAAAACAAAUAUGCUUCUCCAAUUGGAUGGAACUACUGCAAUCUGCGAAGAUAUUGGUCGCCAGAUGCUGUGUUAUAAUCGACGUAUCCCACUCCACGAACUUGAAACCAGGAUAAAUAGUGUAACUGCCAGCAAUAUUCACGAUGUUGCUAUGAAAUAUAUUUACGAUCAGUGUCCGGUUGUCGCGGCAGUUGGACCAAUUGAAAAUUUGCCCGAUUAUAACCUCAUUCGUUCUGGCAUGUACAGACUACGAGUGUAAACACAUUUCCAUCAAUACAUUUAGAACGAGUUGCAAGUAAUAUCAUCUUAGAAGAAUUUAGAUUAAAAUGAGACUACAAAACAGUAAGAUAUCUAUAAUCUAAAACCGACAUUAAUUUUAUUUAUUCU
This is a messenger RNA of Habropoda laboriosa, 1562 nucleotides long. RefSeq names its product mitochondrial-processing peptidase subunit beta (gene UQCR-C1). Gene Ontology annotation, molecular function: metalloendopeptidase activity; metal ion binding. The transcript has 7 exons. The coding region runs from base 1 to 1434 and encodes 477 amino acids. Gene Ontology annotation, cellular component: mitochondrion. Lineage: Eukaryota; Metazoa; Arthropoda; Insecta; Hymenoptera; Apidae. The record is from RefSeq and is a predicted model, not a curated record.